UCCUUCGAAAACUGCUUGUCGGGAAAAAUUUUUGUCCCCAUAUUCUCACAAAAAUUUCAUUGACCAACGAAAAUGGUCAGUCACUGUGUCUUCUCGGCUAAAUUGUCUAACACUGCACCUUGCUUCCACGCUAAAGUAAACGGCCAGUGGCCUCAGCAUCUUGCCUUGGGUGUAAAGCCAGUGCAUGUAAGACCAAAUGCCAGCAGAGUAAUAGCAACUUCGGAUGUUGACAAAUCAAUUAAAAUUCCCCAUCAGUGGUACAAUCUAAUUGCAGAUCUUCCUGUUAAACCUCCUCCGCCAUUGCAUCCUAAGACUUAUGAACCAGUUAAGCCAGAAGACUUGUCUGCUCUUUUUCCUGAUGAACUGAUCAAACAAGAGGUGACUAGUGACAGAUUCAUCAAUAUACCAGAUGAAGUUCGAGAUGUUUACAGUCUUUGGCGACCAACCCCUCUUAUUAGAGCCAAGAGGCUGGAGAAGCUUCUCGAUACACCUGCCAGAAUUUACUACAAGUAUGAGGGUGUAAGCCCGGCAGGAUCACACAAACCCAACUCUGCUGUUCCACAAGCCUGGUAUAAUGUUCAAGAAGGCAUCAAGAAUGUUGUGACUGAAACUGGUGCUGGACAGUGGGGAAGUGCAUUAGCCUUUGCAUGUAGCAUAUUUGGACUUGGCUGUGAGGUGUGGCAAGUUCGUGCAUCUUUUGAUCAGAAACCAUAUCGAAGAUUGAUGAUGCAAACUUGGGGUGCAAAAGUACACCCAUCUCCAUCUGCAGUCACCGAGGCAGGGCAAAGAAUCCUUGAAAAGGAUCCAUCAAGCCCUGGAAGUUUAGGAAUAGCAAUAUCAGAAGCUGUAGAGGUUGCAGCUAAAAAUGCCGAUACCAAGUACUGCCUGGGAAGUGUGCUCAAUCAUGUUUUACUACACCAAACUGUUAUUGGAGAAGAAUGCCUUCAACAAAUGGAAGCUAUUGGAGAAACCCCCGAUGUCAUCAUAGGAUGCACUGGUGGUGGCUCCAACUUUGCUGGGCUUAGUUUUCCGUUCAUUCGAGAGAAACUCAAUGAGAAAAUUAACCCUACUAUAAGAGCAGUUGAACCUGCAGCUUGUCCUUCUUUAACAAAAGGAGUAUAUGCAUAUGAUUAUGGAGAUACAGCAGGGAUGACUCCGUUGAUGAAAAUGCACACACUUGGACAUGACUUUGUUCCUGAUCCAAUUCAUGCCGGGGGUUUGCGCUACCAUGGAAUGGCUCCAUUGCUGUCGCAUAUUUAUGAGUUGGGAUUUAUGGAAGCAAUUGCAAUUCCACAGACUGAGUGCUUUCAUGGUGCAAUACAGUUUGCCAGGUCUGAAGGGUUGAUACCAGCUCCUGAACCUACUCAUGCUAUCGCGGCAACUAUUAGGGAAGCUCUUCGCUGUAGAGAGACUGGAGAGGCCAAGGUCAUUCUGACAGCAAUGUGUGGACAUGGCCAUUUUGACCUGUCAGCUUAUGAGAAGUAUUUGCAAGGUGAUAUGGUUGACCUCUCAUUUUCACAGGAGAAGGUUCAGGCUUCGCUGGCCAAUAUUCCUCAUCUGAUUGCCUGAAUUAUUGAAUGAGUAAAACUAUAGAAGACACUUAGGAAUUAGGAAAAGGCAUGUUUGUCUUCCUCUUUUAAAUCAUAAUUUUUGUCAACACUUGUCGGCAUUUUCCUGUUAUUCAGCGAUCCUUCAGGUUCCAUGAGAAAGUUUUUUAAACUUCUCAUCUGAAAACCAUAGAUCACGGAGUUGUAGCCCUAGUAUUAACUAUGUAUGUGCCAUACUGGAAGAGUAUUAAUAAAGUUACUUGGAACUUCUGGUGAAUAAGACCAAAUUUCUUCUUUCUUGAUACUAUAUCAUCUGAUGUGCAUUGUUUAGAAA
Molecule: messenger RNA, 1881 nt
Organism: Neltuma alba
Lineage: Eukaryota; Viridiplantae; Streptophyta; Magnoliopsida; Fabales; Fabaceae
Product: tryptophan synthase beta chain 2
Exons: 6
Coding region: 73-1569 (498 amino acids)
Biological process (GO): L-tryptophan biosynthetic process
Cellular component (GO): cytoplasm
Molecular function (GO): pyridoxal phosphate binding; tryptophan synthase activity; L-serine hydro-lyase (adding indole, L-tryptophan-forming) activity
Source: RefSeq, a predicted model, not a curated record